Messenger RNA from Sinocyclocheilus rhinocerous, 1215 nucleotides. RefSeq lists its product as uncharacterized. Bases 1 to 1215 code for a protein of 404 amino acids. NCBI's taxonomy places the organism in Eukaryota, Metazoa, Chordata, Actinopteri, Cypriniformes, Cyprinidae. The transcript has 10 exons. The record is from RefSeq and is a predicted model, not a curated record.
AUGAUCAACUGUAUCUAUGGGAAUGCCGGUACUCAAACCAUGAGAACAGUAGAGCCAAAUGCUCCACAGCUCACACUAAGUGGAUGCAAUGCUUUGGCUCAAAGUUUAUUCCAACUGAUCUGUGGGAACUUGCAUGCAACUAGAAACCAAAAGAUUGCAGUUGUUGAGGGUCUUUAUUUUCUUUUCCGAAAGUUGUUACCAGGUCUUAAUGAAAGAUCAGGCCCAAAGGUCAUUGAAGAUGGUGAUGUUUUUGAAUAUACAAAUAUCUGCUGGGCUUACUUGAUUGCUCAAGGACAGAAUGAGAAUAAUGAUCUGGAGAACUAUGCUACAGUAUCCUUGAACGCUUAUUCUGGCCAGCGGCUGUCUGAGCCAGUGAGAGUACCAGGGACACCAGAAAUAUUUGAUCGGUCAUACAUACUGGAAAAAAUCACUGAUGGUGUAAAAAUUCCAAACUGUGAUGAGGUGAAUCUACUGGAGUCAUCGAUUCAAAGAGCUACAGAUAUAGAGAAAAUUUUGCUUAGUCUUCCAGCAUCAUUUGAUAGGUUUCCAUUAUGGAUCUCUUAUAACAGCACCCCACAAGGUUGCAACUUUCAGAUUGAACAGAAGAAAACAUUUUCAGACAUGUUUGAGGAUGUCAAAGAGUACAGUCACUUGAUUGUCACACCACCCCUGCAACUGGCAAAUAUGGGAAUAGAGGGACCUCUGCUGGUGUAUCUCAGUGAAGAUAAUCUAGGUGUUUACUUGAACAAAAACAAGGCAGACCGGUAUGAGAUUAAGGUUUUCGACUGUCUUUCUGGAAAAGAGACCACAAAAAAUGUGAAUGAUCUGGUUAGAAUACUCAAUGAUACCAGAACUGACAACAUUGUUGAAGUCAGUAAAACCCCUAAAGAGGCAGUUGUGGUGCUCUUUGAUUCAAGUUCUUCAAUGAUGGAAGGAUGUUAUGACACCGCAAGUCAAAUGAAGCGCAUUGAUGCUGUCAAGCAAAUCUUUGACAGCUUUGCAAACCGAAGCAUGUCGUAUGAUUUUCAACAUGUCAUCUGCCUUGUGAUGUUUAACGACAAAGUGAAAACUGUUCUUAAAUUCACAGAAAAUUUGGAAACCUUCAAGGAAGACUUGACCGAAAUUUUUGCUACCCAUGGCUACGAUGAAAGACCAGAAAUUAAGCUUCCUGCUCAAAUCACCGAAAAAGUGGCCAGGACAGAGAAGUAUUAUUGA